Panicum virgatum (switchgrass) is the source of this 1730-nucleotide messenger RNA. Its product is annotated as E3 ubiquitin-protein ligase ATL4-like. NCBI's taxonomy places the organism in Eukaryota, Viridiplantae, Streptophyta, Magnoliopsida, Poales, Poaceae. The record is from RefSeq and is a predicted model, not a curated record. The transcript has a single exon. Bases 296 to 1459 code for a protein of 387 amino acids.
CAGUUGCGGGGUGAGGACGUGGAUUGGUUUGCAAGGAUGCUGCCUGAACCUGAACUCCUCCAUUUCCUCCGGCAGCUGCCAGAGGGAUCGGUCGGAGUGGGAGCCGAGCUGAGGUGAGCGCACUCGGCGGCCCUCCGGCAGGGGUAGGCAACCACUGUUUACUCCCGGCCUCUGCUUCCGCCACACUGCCGCGCCGCGCCACGCACUCCAAAGAUCUGCGCGGAUAAAAGCCCCGGCACACCUCGUCCCGGGGUCGCGCGGUGAAAUCCAUCGUCCCGCACCCUCGCUCGCCAUCAUGUCCUCCUCCUCCGGCUCCGGCUCGUCUCUCCAGCCGCCUCCCGCCGGUGCGAUCGGCGGCACCUCCCCCUACUCCGCGUCCUCGUCGUUCCUGCCCUCGUUCAUGAUCAUCGCCGCGCUGCUCGCCUUCGUCUUCCUCGCCUCCGUCGCCAUCCACCUCCUGCUCCGCUUCCUCUCGGCAGUCCGCACCUCCUCCUCCUCCGCCACGUCGGGGCCGCCGCUCCCCCGGACCCACCGCGACGGCGAGGCGGGCUCGGGGUCGGCGGGGAGCGCGGCAGGUUAUUCGGCGGAGAGACCCGCGACGGCCGCGGCCGAGGGCGGGAAGAAGGAGGAGGCGCCGGGCGACGACAAGCAGCGGCUGAUCGACUCGCUGCCGCUGUUCACGAUGGCCUCGGCGCUGGCGGCGCUGCCCAAGAGCUCCCCCGACUGCGCCGUCUGCCUGUCGCCGUUCACCCCCGACGCGGAGCUGCGGCUACUCCCCGCGUGCCGCCACGCGUUCCACGCCGCCUGCGUCGACGCCUGGCUCCGCACCACGCCGUCCUGCCCGCUCUGCCGAGAAGCCGUCGCGCCCCCGCACCCGUCGCUCACCGCCGCCAUGCUCGCCGCCGCGCGGCAGUCGCCGAGAAGCAGGGGCCAGUCCGGGCGGAGCUUCCUCGUGGAGAUCGGCACCGUCAGCAGCCGCGGCUCGUCCCCGGCGGCUGCCCGCGGCGGCGGCGGCGGCGACAGGAACAGCCGCACCUACUCGCUCGGCUCCUUCGACUACCAGAUCGACGAGGAGGUGGAGGCCGUGGUGUCCCGCGUCGCGCGCAUCAUCGCCGCGAGAGAAUCGAGCACCGUGAAGGAGGAGAAGCCCCCAGCCGAGGAGGGGUCGGCACCUUCGCCGGCCACGGCGCCGGUGCCCUCGCCUCCUGGCGAAGCGGUGGCCGCGGCGGCCGGCUCCUCCCGCGGGUGGCUGAGGGAGUACGUGGAGCGGCUGGCCUCGUCGGCCUGCACGUUCUCGGAGCGGUGGAGCUCGCGGUGGAGCCAGGGGGGCCAUCAGCGGCAGGAGGAGCCGUGGCUGUGGGACGCGGAGGCCGCGGGGAUGUCGGCGCCGCCGGGGUCGGACGAGGAGGAGGAGGAGACGGCGUUCAUGGUGAUGUACCGCUGGAUCGCCGGGGUGUAAGCCUGAUCGAAAAAGCUGACCAGGGCUUCCGUGUCAAGUUGCUAGUUCAGGUUCAGGUUCAGGUUCAGGUGAGGUGAUCCAAAUGUUUUGGAAGCUCCCGUUGACUGGUGCUUGGUGCAGGCGUCAGCGGCAGCAGAGUGUAUCAGCAUUUGCACAUAUCAUAUCAUGGAUCCUCGGAGUUCGCAUUUUGGAACGCCAGGAGAUAAGAUAAACGUGCAUGCAGAACUGUUUACUGCUCGCAGUAGUAUAGUCUGUGAUUUUUUCCGUUGCA